Molecule: messenger RNA, 1341 nt
Organism: Indicator indicator
Lineage: Eukaryota; Metazoa; Chordata; Aves; Piciformes; Indicatoridae
Gene: DRD2
Product: dopamine receptor D2
Exons: 7
Coding region: 1-1341 (446 amino acids)
Biological process (GO): adenylate cyclase-activating adrenergic receptor signaling pathway; adenylate cyclase-inhibiting dopamine receptor signaling pathway
Cellular component (GO): presynaptic membrane; glutamatergic synapse
Molecular function (GO): G protein-coupled receptor activity; dopamine neurotransmitter receptor activity, coupled via Gi/Go
Source: RefSeq, a predicted model, not a curated record
AUGGAUCCCCUAAACCUCUCCUGGUACAACGGUGACCUCGAGGACAGGAACUGGAGCAAGCCACUCAACGAGUCCAAUGCAGACCAGAAGCCUCACUACAACUACUAUGCCAUGCUGCUCACCCUCCUCAUCUUUGUCAUUGUUUUUGGCAAUGUGCUGGUGUGCAUGGCUGUGUCCAGGGAGAAAGCCCUCCAGACCACCACCAACUACCUGAUUGUCAGCUUGGCAGUGGCAGAUCUCUUGGUAGCAACUCUGGUCAUGCCUUGGGUGCUCUAUCUGGAGGUGGUGGGUGAGUGGAGGUUCAGUCGGAUCCACUGUGACAUCUUUGUAACCCUGGAUGUUAUGAUGUGUACUGCCAGCAUCCUCAACCUCUGUGCCAUCAGCAUUGACAGGUACACAGCAGUAGCCAUGCCCAUGCUGUACAACACUCGCUACAGCUCCAAGCGCAGGGUCACCGUCAUGAUCUCUGUGGUCUGGGUGCUCUCCUUUGCCAUCUCCUGCCCUCUCCUCUUUGGCCUCAACAACACAGAUGAGAACGAGUGCAUCAUUGCCAACCCUGCCUUCGUGGUGUACUCCUCCAUCGUCUCCUUCUACGUGCCCUUCAUGGUGACCCUGCUGGUGUACCUGCAGAUCUACAUCGUGCUGCGCCGGCGCCGCAAGAGAGUCACCACCAAGCGCAGCAGCCACGGCCGCUGCCCCGACACACAGCCCCCGCUCAAGGACAAAUGCACUCAUCCAGAAGACGUCAAGCUCUGCAGAGUUAUUGUGAAGUCCAAUGGGAGCUUCCAAGUUAAUAAACGCAAAGUGGUGAGUGAGAAGAGUCACAUACAGAUGGACAUGGAGAUGGUGUCCAGUACCAGCCCCCCUGAGAAAACCACCAUCCAACCUGCAGCACCAAGUAACCAUCAGUUGGUUGUGCCAUUUCCUUCUAACCAGGGCACCAACUCAACCCUACAGGCACCCUUGGACAGCCCUGGGAAAGUGGAGAGGAAUGGACACACCAAAGAAACACCACACACAGCCAAGGCCUUUGAGAUCCAGUCUAUGCCCAAUGGCAAAUUAAGGACCUUCCUCAAGGCUGUGAACAGGAGGAAGCUCUCACAACAGAAGGAGAAGAAAGCCACCCAGAUGCUGGCCAUUGUCCUGGGGGUUUUCAUCAUCUGCUGGCUCCCCUUCUUCAUCACUCACAUCCUGAACAUGCACUGUGACUGCAGCAUCCCCCCGGCGAUGUACAGCGCCUUUACGUGGCUCGGCUAUGUCAACAGUGCUGUCAACCCAAUUAUCUACACCACCUUCAACGUGGAGUUUCGCAAGGCUUUCAUGAAGAUCCUCCACUGUUGA